AUGAACGAGGUGGAUGCUUACAGCACGGAGACCAACGAUACGGUGGAAUGUGGCGUGGAUGAAGACCUAGUCAUACCUCGCCGGGAUGUUGAUACUGGAUUCGAUAUGCGUGUAUAUGAAUCGGUAUUCCAGACUUUAGAUGACACCGUCGAUCACCCGGAGACCACCAUUGCCAAUUCUGACAAUGACAUAGAAUUAACGCUGCCGUCUUCUCUGCGCAAUCCAGGUCGUCGCAUGCAACUCACCUCCUGGAAUAACCCCGGUUCACUGUUAAUCGAGCACAACGCCAUUGCCCCGUUUUGCCGGCGUCCAACACAACUUGAUAUCAACGUGUUGAUCGAGUUCCCCUUUCUUGACAACUUUACUAAGGCGACUGGCUUUGUGAGCUCAUUUGGCUGUGGCACCAAGCAGCAAAGACUCUCCAUCACACUGGACCCAAUCAGGGCGAACCCGAGCGAGAACGCCUCACCUAGGGAAGAAAAAAUGCUAAACACGGCUACGCACUGGGUUGAGAUCGCCCGAAACAUGCUGGUUCAAGGGAGUGAGGACACAGCUGAUCCAGGUGUGUCACUGUACGUGACGCAUAGGAUAGUUGAUCAAAUUCGAGAGACAGCAAUAAAACAACAUCACCGCGGUUCUGCUGGCAUCCACUGGUCGACUUCCGUAGAAGCCCUUUGUUACGAGUUCUUCAAUCCGAAGAACCUAGACAAGUGUUUAGCGCUCUUUUGGUCUUGCUGGUAUCCGAACUGGCCCACGAUACAUGCACCGACUUUCAAGAUGGCAGAGAAGUCGCCGUCACUCAUUGCUGUAAUGGCUCUUGUUGGUGCUUGCUUGUCGGCGGAAGAUCGCGUUGGCGCCUCAGCUCAAGUCUGGUUUGACUUGGUCGAGGACCUCGUAUACAGUGAUGCCGCUUUCGACGAUCAGGACAUUUCGAACACGUGGAAGGAACCAACAGAUACUGAUCGUCGAGGCGCACACCUGCAAACUCUCCAAGCCGCUUACUGUGUUUGCCUAUAUCAGACUUGGGAGGGAAGUAAGCGGAGUAAAAGACGCGUUCUGCGGCAAAGGUCUAAUGAUCUCGUUUAUGUGAGUGAUCGCUAUCACUAG
Alternaria postmessia is the source of this 1107-nucleotide messenger RNA. RefSeq lists its product as uncharacterized. The transcript has a single exon. Gene Ontology annotation, cellular component: chromatin. The record is from RefSeq and is a predicted model, not a curated record. Gene Ontology annotation, biological process: DNA-templated transcription; regulation of transcription by RNA polymerase II. Gene Ontology annotation, molecular function: DNA-binding transcription factor activity, RNA polymerase II-specific; RNA polymerase II cis-regulatory region sequence-specific DNA binding; zinc ion binding. Lineage: Eukaryota; Fungi; Ascomycota; Dothideomycetes; Pleosporales; Pleosporaceae. The coding region runs from base 1 to 1107 and encodes 368 amino acids.